AUGUUUCCAUCACAUAGUGGAAAUAUAUCAAUUGAAACAGAGAAGACCAAUUCUUUCUACAUGUUCCUAAAAGGAAUAGGCUCAGAGGAAAAAGUCAAUCAGAUUCUUGCAUCUCUGCUUCUUCUUUCUGAAGGAAUCAACGUUCUGCUCACAAUAGAGAGUGCAGAAGAAGGAAAGAAGGAGCUUGUCCUUGCAAGUUAUAAAGACAAAAGUCUUCUAUUCAAAAUUAAACUCAAAGAAUUUCAAUACAAGGAUAUUAUGCGGGAUGAAGUAGGGGUUUUUGAUGUUUAUGGGCCAACGGAAAAUGAGGCAGUUGAGGUCAUUGAGUUUUUCAUUAAGAACAGACGGAACUCUUACAAGCAGCAAAAUACGUGGGCAGAACCAACGGACUUUAAUGAGUACUCCAAGGGAAAGUUCAUGUACUCAACAGGCUUUCUCAUACAGACAUAUAUCUAUGAAUACUUUAAUGACCCAGAAGAUAUGAUUGAUUUUAUAAGAACAGUUCAUGAUAUGCUUAUGGAGCACAUGGACAUAGACACUGAUCUAGAAGACAGUAGCAGUGAUGGAUCUGAACCGAGAGAAAAUGUAGUGCAGAAUGUAUACUACACAGAAAAUAGUGGGAGAUUUUCCUAUGCUACACCAAUAUUAAAUAGAUGCAUAGAAACAGUUAUGUGUACCAAAGAAAUAAUACAGAACUCUUUUAUAGGUAAAAGAUGGAAACCAGUUUCGGGUUAUAUUUCAGCCAUACUGAAAGUGAAUCAGAAAAUCCUAUGCAAGAAUGUGUACAAGAAGUACUUCAUGGAUUUUAGAAGAUAUUCAGAGAUUAGAAAGUACUUUUUAGGAGUCGAAUCCUUGCAGCCCGUCCUAAACCAGCACAAAAAGAUACUAUUUCAAAGCACAAAGCAGAUACGCAUUGCAGAGAGCACACAGCAAUUUAAAAGAAAAGAAUUUACACAUAUACCAAUUAGCAAAGCAAUAUACAUAAAUCCAGUGCGCCAUAAGGAUAUAAUAAUAUUUGAAAGCAAUCCGAACUAUGCAGAAACCGUUAUUCUAUUUUUAUUCUGUCUAGUUGCAUAUAACCCGAACAACCAGAUCUUUGACAUCUCGCACUUAUUAAAGGCCUUAAAGGACUUAAAAUGGUUCUUCCAGAAGUACAGGAAUAUGUUCUCAGAAAUAACCCAGGAAAUAGAGAACGACUGGAACAAAGUGGUUGCAGACAUAGAUGCUGACUUAAUUACAUAUACGCAGGAAAACAGAAACAACUUAGAAAAUCACUUACUAAAUAUCCUGGCUGUAGUUGCAAAACUAGCAGGCGUAUACGAAAGAGAUAUGCUGCGUUUAGAGAUUUUUUCUAUAAAAUUAUCUUAUAACAACCCAAAAGAGGAUGAAAAUACUAUUUUAGAAAUAGGAGAAUACAUGAGAAGCUUGUUUGCUGAUCUGUCAAAUGGCUCUAUACAUGCGAGCAUUAAACAUGCAAAUAUAGUCAGAAAUAUAAUUAAGGUAGAAGAUGUAGUUGAAGUAAAGUGCAGUGUAUUUUGUAUUUUAUUGAUAUAUUUGAAUGAUAAAGAGAGAAUCCGCCCAAUAGAAAUCAGAAUAGGAGUGAACACAGCUGAAUUUGGAAUAGAAAACAUAAGAGAUAGUUGUGUGGACGAAGAGAGCAAGAAAAAGAACAAAGACAUUAUUGCAAGUGAAGAAAAUAAAAUUGGACAGCCCAAGUUGUUUCUAGAUUGCAUCUACCUAAACUACAUUAAGGCAGCAAAGAUUUGCAAUGAUGAAGCUAGAACCUUGCAACUAAUGAAGUUUUUAUCCGAAAAUCAUGCAGACAUUGAAAAAAGUGAUUUUAUAAAUAUAAAUCCAAUUCUGAUGGAUGGAAAGAUAGAGCCCCAGGGAUUUGCUCUUUCCUAUAUUGAUGCUCUAUCCGAUUGCUUCAUAAAGCUAAAUCUUCCAGAAACACACAAUAUGUUUCGAGUGAUUUCCAAGAUAUUAAAGUCAGCCAAGAGACUAAGAUAG
Nematocida ausubeli is the source of this 2010-nucleotide messenger RNA. RefSeq lists its product as uncharacterized. The coding region runs from base 1 to 2010 and encodes 669 amino acids. The record is from RefSeq and is a predicted model, not a curated record. NCBI's taxonomy places the organism in Eukaryota, Fungi, Microsporidia. The transcript has a single exon.